This is a messenger RNA of Saccharomyces mikatae IFO 1815, 891 nucleotides long. RefSeq names its product Fin1p (gene FIN1). The record is from RefSeq and is a predicted model, not a curated record. NCBI's taxonomy places the organism in Eukaryota, Fungi, Ascomycota, Saccharomycetes, Saccharomycetales, Saccharomycetaceae. The coding region runs from base 1 to 891 and encodes 296 amino acids. The transcript has a single exon.
AUGAAUAACAAAGGUAGCCGUAGGAGUUUACGCGAUAUAGGGAAUGUAAUUGGACGGAAUAAUAUACCUAGCGACAAGGACAAUGUGUUUGUGAGGUUAAGCAUGUCCCCUUCGAGGACAGCAAGUCAAAGGGAGUUCUUAAAACCCCCCAUGAGAUUAUCUCCCAGGAAGACGGAUGGUGCAAAACAUAGUAUACAGGUAACGCCAAGAAGAAUAGCAUCGCCGGAAUGUUUGAAGGGCUAUGUCCCUAAAGUAACUCAAAGUCUGGAUAGGCCUCAGUUCAAGAACUCACAUAAAGACGUGAAGAUCCAAAGUUCAGACCACAUAACUAAUAUAAUAUUCCCUACAUCACCAACUAAGCUAACAUUCAGUAAUGAAAGUAAAAUUGGAGGUGAUGGUUCUUUGACGAGAAUACGGGCCCGAUUCAAGAACGGUCUCAUGUCACCCGAAAGGAUACAGCAGCAGCAGCAGCAGCAGCAGCAACAAGAGCAGAUCCCUUCAUUGGGAACCGAUAACAGCAUUAAUCUUAGUCACAAUACUAACUUCGAAACAACCUCAGUAGAAAACGAUCUCUCUCAAGAUAAACUAAAAAAGAAAAAUCUAUUAAUUGACCUAAAAAAAGAAGAGGAAGGUUUAGGAGAUGGCAUAGAGUCUCUUACAAAAUCGAAUACAAAACUGAAUUCCAUGCUUGCAAAGGAAGGUAAGGUACAGAAGGCCAGCAUCCAGAAAACUGUAAAAUUUAAACUCCCUGAUACUAUAGUGACAGAAGACACUAAAGAACUAAGGGAUAUCAAGGAUCUAAUAUUGCAAAUGCUAAGAAGACAACGAGACAUUGAAUCGAGGUUGAGCAAUAUCGAACUUCAGCUCAAGGAGAUACCGAAACAUAAAUAA